AAGAUUAAGAGAGAUAAGAAGAAAGAAGAGGAGAAGUGGAGAACCGACUAGAGAGAGAGAGAGAGAGACCCCGAGAGUUGCUCAGUUGCCCUUAGGUUUUGGCUAUGGCUUAGAAGAAUUUCUUCUUUUGCUUCUCAUUGUCGGCUUCAACUUGCAAAUUCGCUGAUAAAUUGAGCUUCUCGCAGUUCAUCUUGUUUGAUUCUAGGGUUUUUGAAGGUUCCACCAUUUGAUAAUAUUUCUGCGAGGUAACAUCAAAGUUCUGAUUUUUAUGUGGCAUGUUGGAAGCAAUCCUUUUGAAUUCUUAGUUGUGUUGUCUAAGCUACAUUCUAAAUCAAAAGCCAAAGGUGGAGUGCUAAUUUGGGCUUUAUGAUUGAUUUGUGCCUUCCCAGUUAUAGUAGUACCGAAGAAAAUUAGGGGUUUCCCCAAUUAUAUAAAGGUGGCUUUUUCUGUAUCGGUUGAGCUAGGGUUUCUAGAUUUAGAUUCAUCUAUAUCUAGCAACACUUAGGCGAACAGGUAACUAUGUAGAACACAAUACAAAGGGGGAAAUUUUAGGUUUUCAGUAGGAUUUCCUUAUUAGAUCCUCAUCAUUUUCUUAAUUGAGUGGGAAGUAUGCAAAGAUUUAGAGUUUCAUCCCAUCAAUCCCCAGUACACAAGCUUGGAGAUAAUCAGAUGAGGCUAUCUCCUAAAUUUAGACUGCAAAUGACACCACCUCAUCCAUGUCCAUUAGAUUCCAUUUUAACACUUGAAUUAGGGCCUCUAAUUCCUGGUCUUCCUGAUGAUAUUGCCCUUACUUGCCUCCUCCGUUUGCCCCUCGACUUCCAUUCAACUUGCCGUGCUGUGUGCCGACGGUGGCGACAUCUCCUUGCACGGAAGGAGUAUUUCUUUACUCAAAGAAGAGCUCUUGGGUUCAGCAGCCCCUUCUUGUUUACCUUUGCUUUCCACCGCUGCAACGGAAGGAUCCAAUGGCAGGUUAUGGACCUCGCUCAUUUCUCUUGGCAUACAAUUCCAGCAAUGCCAUGCCGAGACCGUGUUUGUCCUCAUGGAUUUGGUUGUGUUGCAAUUCCACAAGAGGCUUCUCUUUUGGUUUGUGGAGGGAUUGUUUCAGACAUGGACUGCCCUCUCCAUUUGGUACUGAAGUUUGAAGUGUGUAGAAAUCGGUGGACUGUUAUGACGAGAAUGCACACGCCACGGUCAUUCUUUGCUGGUGGGGUGAUUGAUGGAAUGGUUUAUGUUGCUGGGGGGUUUAGUACUGAUCAAUAUGAGCUUGAUUCUGCUGAGGUCUUUGAUCCGGCUAAAGGGACUUGGCAUCCAGUUUCGAGGAUGCUGACCAACAUGUCUUCCUAUGACUCUGCUGUGCUUGGUGGAAAGCUUUAUGUCACAGAAGGAUGGGUCUGGCCGUUCUUGUCUUCACCGAGGGGGCAAGUUUAUGAUCCGAUGACGGAUACCUGGGAGUCUAUGACUGCUGGUAUGCGAGAAGGGUGGACAGGCUUAAGUGUGAUUCUGGAUGGGCAUCUUUUUGUGAUUUCUGAGCAUGAAGGGAUGAGAGUUAAGGUUUAUGAUACAGAAUCUGAUUCAUGGGGAACUAUUGAGGGUUGUUCUGUGCCAGAAAGAAUAAGAAAGCCUUUUUCUGUCAACGCUAUUGGUUGGACAAUCUAUGUUGUCGGCCGAGGUCUUCAUGUAGCUAUUGGUUUUGUGCAGAGGGAAAGGUCUGUUGUAUCUGUUGGCAAUCGUAUGAAAUCAACCUUCUCAAUUCGGUGGCGUGAAAUAGAUGUUCCGCUUACCUUUUGUGACCUGACACCCUCCAGCACACAGGUUCUCUUUGGUUAGCUUUUGCUUUGCUAUUUAUCUGCUUCUUGUUGCUUUUUGUGAACUGAAUCUGAUUGACAUCAAGCUUUGUACAGUUUCAAGUAUUCCAGAUUUACUGCUGUCAUUUUGUGAAGAAACUGACAAGGAUUUUCUAGAUAGUUGCACACAACUUAUAACUACUUCUUUUAUUUAAAUUUUAUGAAAGUUGUUAUUAUCUUGUGUGCUUAGCUUAAAGCUACUUUGUGGUUAUACAGAAGUUUCAUUCGCUACAACUUAGUGAAUGCUAGUGUUGAGAUUUAAUUUUAGCUAAGAGUCUGGAUUGAAUUGUUGAU
Dendrobium catenatum is the source of this 2138-nucleotide messenger RNA. Its product is annotated as F-box/kelch-repeat protein At1g30090. The coding region runs from base 610 to 1827 and encodes 405 amino acids. The transcript has a single exon. The record is from RefSeq and is a predicted model, not a curated record. Lineage: Eukaryota; Viridiplantae; Streptophyta; Magnoliopsida; Asparagales; Orchidaceae. Gene Ontology annotation, molecular function: protein binding.